ACAUAGCGUGUACAGGUGACGACUGACGGCAUAACGCAAAGGACUGUAUUCCGUAUGUGUUGACAUAAUAAUUCUUCAGAUUUUUCAACUGUUUUUCACAGUUGAAAUCAGCUGGUGAAAAUUAUUUGAUUAAUAAUGAUACCGAAGGAGGAAUCCGAUAUCGAGGUUGAAGAGGCGCCGGUACCGGAACAAAAAGUUUAUUCGUUAGAAAUAUUGAAAAUCAUCAAAGAAGCCCAACAGCAACAUGGUUUGAGACAUGGAGAUUACCAAAGGUAUAGAGGUUACUGUUCAAGACGCCUACGUCGUCUGCGAAAGGUCCUUAAGAUUACUCAAGGUGAUCGAAGGCACUUUAAACGUCGUGAUGUUUUAGCAGAAAUGGUAAGAGAUGAUAAAUUUUUGCAAGUUCCCCUUACUUUGGCUGAAAGAGCAUGGAGUUAUGCUAUGCAACUACGACAAGAAGCAAAUACUGAGCCUCGUAAGAAGUUCCACUUAAUCUCAAGACUGAGAAAAGCUGGAGCUCAUGCAUUACAAUUACAGCAACUCAUAGAGAGUAUUGAUUGUGAUCCAAGAACAAAGUUAGAAGCACAAGCAUAUGUUGCUUACAUUGAAGGGUCAAUCAAUUUUGAGCUUGAAGUUUGGGGACCAGCUAUGGAAAAUUUUAAGAAAGCUCAAGUUGUCUAUCAAAAUUUGGCAAAUGCUCUGCCUGAGCAUGAACAAGGUAUUUACAAAGCUAGAGUUGAAGAGUUAGCUCCUAAUCUUAGAUAUUGUGCAUACAAUAUUGGAGAUACAACAGCAAUAGAUGAUUUGAUGCAAAUGAGAGGAAAACUAGGUGGCGAUUUGUUGAACAAUUUGGACUCUUUAAUAACUCAAACUCAAGAAAAGCAGGCUAGUACAGAAGAGAUAUCUUGGCGAGGAAAGUCUUGUGGAACUGCAUCACCAAAAGUUGCAGCACUACUUAUAGCAGAUUCUAGAUUGAAAAGCACAUUGGAUAAGGCUUCCAAUAAUCAAGCUAAGGUUGACAUACUUGAUGCACAUCUGAUAGAUUGCAAAGAUGCAGUUGCAGCUGUACGUGAGGAAUUCAGAAAUGAAUUAAAGGGAAAAGAUGUUGAUAAGCCGCAACACUUGAUAGCAUAUUUGCAAUAUAUCAAAUUAUCAAGAACUUUAGAAAGAAAUUUAAUUCUAGUUAAGAUUGCCGAAGAGUCAGAGAAAGCAAAAUCUCAAGAUAUUGUAAGAUUAUAUGAAGCCGCUUUGCAUAAUCUUGUGGAAAUGUCUCAAUUACAAGAUGACGAAAACUUUUUACAAGAGCAUGAUUCUAAAACUAAGGGUUAUAGAGCAUUCAGGUGCUUUUACAUGGCUAAAUCGCUUGCUAAUCUUCACAGAUGGCGAGAAGCUAUGGCUUUGUAUCAAAGAUCACUGCAGCAUGUUAAAGAUGCAAUGGAACACAAAACUUAUUUGCCAGAUGAUUUGAAAAGCGAUUUAGCCAAACUAAUAUCAUUGAUUGAAGGUGCACAGUGUGCGGCUCAUGCGCAUAGUGUUCUAGAAGAGGAUCAAGAAGAAGAUACUGGUGCAAACAAGCAGGUGAAGAGCAAAAAAAUGCUCUCUGAACGUUUACAUGAGUAUGUUGAGGAUCCAAGUUUAUUGACCAAGCAGCCAAAUGUUUGUAAAAUACCACCUCCUAUGGAAUGUAUUCCUUGCAAGCCUUUAUUCUUUGACUUGGCUGCCAAUUCAAUUGAGUUCCCUGAUUUAUCAGAAAAAAUGCAAGAUCCAAACAGAAAACAAGAUAGGGGUGGUAUUGCUGGAUUGGUUAAAGGCUUUUGGGGAUGGGGUAAUCGAUAAAAUUUAUUUUUACUUCCAUUUGGUACAUUUGUACAACGAAAUACAUUUUUUUUGUUUCUAUAUGAUUUUAAAAUUAUUAUAUUGAUACCGUUGAUUCUGUAAUAAAAUUUUCAAUUAAGAAAUUUACUUAAUU
This is a messenger RNA of Phymastichus coffea, 1969 nucleotides long. It is a transcript of the gene Srp68, whose product is annotated as signal recognition particle subunit SRP68. The transcript is spliced from 3 exons. The record is from RefSeq and is a predicted model, not a curated record. Gene Ontology annotation, biological process: SRP-dependent cotranslational protein targeting to membrane. The coding region runs from base 136 to 1836 and encodes 566 amino acids. Gene Ontology annotation, cellular component: signal recognition particle, endoplasmic reticulum targeting. Lineage: Eukaryota; Metazoa; Arthropoda; Insecta; Hymenoptera; Eulophidae. Gene Ontology annotation, molecular function: signal recognition particle binding; endoplasmic reticulum signal sequence receptor activity; 7S RNA binding.